AGUUUUGAUUAGAUUCAAUUGGUAUAAAGUUCAUAAAAUGAAUUUUCUGAAGGCUCAUUUUUUUUUUAAAUUUCAACCGGUUUACCUAAAAUAGGACACUCUAUUUCAAAAGUACCGAGAACAAAUUUUGAUAUAAAUAUUUCUAAAACUUUGGCUUAAUCAACUUUAACCGGUAACUAAUGUAUACAAGAGUGUGGUGAAGGCAAUUUUAUAGUUCGAUAAAAAUGGAUCAAGUUGCGGCAGGUGCGAGCUGUGACCCUAACGAGUUUUAUAGUCAAAACGACACAAGCUCAAUUAGCCUAACUGUCAAAGCAUUCAUGCUUCCAUUUUGCGCGUUCACGUUUAUUCACGCUCCAUUUCUCAUUUUGAUGCCCUUUUUCAACGAGCGGCUCAACCUGAACUCUAGGAAAAUCAUUGCUAUGAUAGUGUUAUCUGACGUAUGUUCAGAGUUCCUGUCUUGCUGGAUUACUCUAGUUGGAUACCCUGAAAACCUUCAUGUCUGCUAUUGGGUUACUCAGCUACACUUGAUCACGCGAAAUUGGUCCCAGCUAUGGUCUUUGUGUUUAAUUAUUAACGUGUUUCUGACUCUCAAGCCGAGACUUGGAAUCGGUGGAAGCUCAAAGAUGUUCAUUAAUGCUAGUCACGUGAUCAUUUGGCCCUACGGUCUUCUGCUGAUAUUCAUCACUGCGGGUCAUCCCCCGUACGGAAUAAAACAAUUCAAUUUUGGAGGUACGGGUGCUGAAGGAUGUCGAGGCGACUUCUCAUUCGAGAUUUCACACGACGGAACGAAAUGUCUAAUGGCUGGCCCCGGUAAAGUCCUGUUCGAAAUUUUCUUUGCCAAUAUUUUCACUGUCACUGUUUUUGCCGUGUUGUUCUUUGCUCUUACGGUAAACUAUGCUUACAGAGCAUACGCUGUUUUCAAACGGAAAUCGGAAGAAAAUUUUGAACAUUCCAUCAACGAUGGGUUUGAUAUUGGCGCAAGCUUCAGUUUGAAAGUACUUCGAACAACACUGAAGUUAUCACUGACUGCGUUUGUUUAUGUUUUCAUUCUUAUUCCUAUUUUCGUCCUUGACUUCUACUAUUUAAACGUCGGCGCACCAGAAAAUGAGUUUGUUCAGUCGUUUUUCAAAGUUUACCCUGUCUUGAGUACCUCAUUUAUUGGAGUGGUAAACAUCGUAUCAUAUGGGUAUUUAAGUUCAGUGUUUCGCCGGGAGCUCCUCCAUCUCCUAAAACGGAUACUUUUUGGAGGCUGCAGUCAAAACAAAUCGGCCGAUAAUUCUUUCAAUAUGAACACUAGAAGCAGCACAAUGGGAUCAACGACUAGUUCGAAUUUGAGGGACGAUGGAAUUUUCCAUCAAACUUCUUUUGCUUCUUUGUUGACAGGAUAAAAGUAAAUUCAUGAAAUUGUUAUGCAUAUCACCGCCUCUGUUCUUUUACAUUUUGGUUCUGACUUUCGAAGAGUGUGACGGAAUAUUUAUGCUUGGUUUUU
Symsagittifera roscoffensis is the source of this 1489-nucleotide messenger RNA. RefSeq lists its product as uncharacterized. The record is from RefSeq and is a predicted model, not a curated record. Bases 225 to 1388 code for a protein of 387 amino acids. NCBI's taxonomy places the organism in Eukaryota, Metazoa, Xenacoelomorpha, Acoela, Convolutidae. The transcript is spliced from 2 exons.